CCAGAUGCAGGAGAGAGCGUCCAUAGUUUCAGUUCCAAGCAACUGGUGGCAACAGGUUCGCAUUUAAGAUGGCGGGGACAGCGCGCCACGACCGAGAGAUGGCGGUCCAGGCCAAGAAAAAGCUCACCACGGCCACCGACCCCAUUGAGCGGCUCCGGCUGCAGUGCCUGGCCCGGGGCUCCGCGGGCAUCAAAGGACUUGGCAGAGUGUUUCGAAUCAUGGAUGACAAUAAUAACCGAACUCUUGAUUUCAAAGAAUUCGUGAAAGGGUUAAAUGACUACGCGGUGGUCAUGGAAAAGGAGGAGGCAGAGGAGCUUUUCCGGAGGUUCGAUAAAGACGGAAAUGGAACAAUAGACUUCAACGAGUUUCUGCUCACCUUGAGACCCCCAAUGUCCAGAGCCAGAAGAGAGGUGAUUAUGCAAGCGUUCCGCAAGUUAGACAAGACUGGAGACGGCGUCAUAACCAUUGAAGACCUCCGGGGGGUGUACAACGUGAAACACCAUCCCAAGUACCAGAACGGAGACUGGUCUGAGGAACAAGUGUUCCGGAAAUUUCUGGAUAACUUUGAUUCCCCCUAUGACAAAGACGGAUUGGUGACCCCCGAGGAGUUUAUGAACUACUACGCAGGGGUGAGCGCGUCCAUCGACACCGAUGUGUAUUUCAUCAUCAUGAUGAGAACCGCCUGGAAGCUCUAAAUGUUUCAGAAGAAGACUUUUUGAACUAUUACGCUGGUGUUAGUGCUUCUAUUGACACCGACGCCUAUUUCAUUUUAAUGAUGAGAAAAUCCUGGAGAUUAUGACUUCUGUCUGUUAAUUCCUUUGGAAACCAGGGACUCUUGGAGAGUGGGAUGAGUUUGAAAGAAGUCCAAUGCUCUAGAUUUUAAUAAGGUGUGAACCAAAGUUUCUGAACCAUCUGGAAUUGUAAAAGCAAUAGAUCUCCAGUUAUCUUACUUAAUUACCUAGAACAGGUUCAUUUCCUUAAAUGCCUGAGGAUAUAUUUAUAUGUUUUUAAAUAAUAAAGAAGGAAGAACCGGAAGAAGGAAGGAAGAAAGAAAUGAAGGAAGAAGGGAGAAAGGAAGGAAGAAAGGAAGGAAGAAAAGAAGGAAGGAAAGAAGGUGACCAUUUGUAGUGGGGCUGGGAGGUAGUUCUUAGGGAACUAAUGCACUUCUUGUUAUAGCUCUUCCUCUCACAGGUGUAACCAUAGCUGCUCUCCACACCUUCCCCUGGUUUACUGUCUUUGGAGUCUAUAGCAGGAGAUGAUAAUGAAAGGAUUGGAGGGAUGUCUCACUGUAGAAUUUCCUGAGCUUGCUUUAAUGUUUCUCUUGGUGAAUACUUUAUGAAUAAAGUUGGUUUUCCUCUAAAA
Myotis myotis is the source of this 1362-nucleotide messenger RNA. It is a transcript of the gene CAPSL, whose product is annotated as calcyphosine like. The transcript is spliced from 6 exons. Lineage: Eukaryota; Metazoa; Chordata; Mammalia; Chiroptera; Vespertilionidae. The coding region runs from base 69 to 695 and encodes 208 amino acids. Gene Ontology annotation, molecular function: calcium ion binding. The record is from RefSeq and is a predicted model, not a curated record.